Molecule: messenger RNA, 600 nt
Organism: Guillardia theta CCMP2712
Lineage: Eukaryota; Cryptophyceae; Pyrenomonadales; Geminigeraceae
Exons: 1
Coding region: 202-453 (83 amino acids)
Source: RefSeq, a predicted model, not a curated record
GCAACUAUGAGUAUUCAUUCAGUACAAUAAACUUGUUGAUCAACAUCUUCACGUCCCCCACCCUCCUCUACUGCCAUCAGCUCGAGCUGCGAGUACCGAGACAUCCCGAUCUCCCUGUCUCUUUGACUGACCUCCGAGGUCUGGCAUGUGCUCAACUCGCACAUGAUCGAUCUUCUUGCCUUGUUGUUUCUGUGAUUUAUCAUGCCCCUGCCCCUGCCACUGCCCCUGCCACUGCCCCUGCCACUGCCACUGCCACUGCCCCUGCCCCUGCCCCUGCCCCUGCCCCUGCCCCUGCCCCUGCCACUGCCCCUGCCAAUGCCACUGCCCCUGCUAGGUUCAGUGCCCUCAGCAUGUGUCAGAACCUCUCGCUCUGGUGCUGCUGACAUUUCAAGCUUCACAUCCUCACGUCCUCCAGUCCUUCUCAUCGGCCGCUGCUCACGAACCCAGAGAUAGACUGCUGUCCCUGCCUCUGCCCCUGCCCCUGCCCUGGCACCCCGACCAGCCUUCACCGUCUGGCCGUCACCUGGGAGCGGAGGGUGCAAGGACCUUGCGGUUGUAGUCUCGCUCGAUGUUUUGGCCGUCACCUGGGAGCGGAGGGUG